Brassica rapa (field mustard) is the source of this 1631-nucleotide messenger RNA. RefSeq names its product methylesterase 17. Gene Ontology annotation, molecular function: methyl indole-3-acetate esterase activity; methyl salicylate esterase activity; methyl jasmonate esterase activity. NCBI's taxonomy places the organism in Eukaryota, Viridiplantae, Streptophyta, Magnoliopsida, Brassicales, Brassicaceae. The record is from RefSeq and is a predicted model, not a curated record. Gene Ontology annotation, biological process: jasmonic acid metabolic process; salicylic acid metabolic process.
GAAUAUUAAAAACACUUAUGUAUAUAUACAAUUAUAUACAAUAUAUAUAAGGAGAUAUAUCUCUUUUGUUUUUAAAAAUUAUGAUGUAAACUAUUAUUUUGGACAACACAAUAUAAAUUAUUUUUAUAUAAUGAUGAUUACCAAAUAACAAUUCAUUAUAAAUUACGAUAGUAUAAUAACAAACCUAAUUAUUUAUUUAAGAUAUGAAUAUUUUAUAACAAAAUAUAAAUUAUUUUAAGACAAUGAUAAUUCUCAAAUCAAUAAAAUUUCUUUUUAAUUAAUUGUUAAUUAUAUACUAACAGAUCUAUUUAUUUAUUAAGGAUAAUAAAUCUUUAAGCUGAUUUAAAUUUAAGUAUGAGAGUUCAGAGGUAAAAAAUCACUUUACAAAUUACAAUAUAAAUUAUUAAAAUAAAUAUAAAUUAAUUAAUUAAAUAAAAACUUAAUUAUACCCAAAUAAUCCGCGCGUAGCGCGGAUAAAAGAUCUAGUGUUAUAAUAAGAAUAAAAUCUCAUGACUGAGAAAAGAAGCAAAGAAAUCUCUUCCACUAUAUAUGCGCUUGACAUAUGUGACAAAGACCCCCAAAGAAUAAAACACACAGAGCACUCAGCGGAAGAAAACCCCAUUAAACCUCCGGCAAAACUCCGGCGUAAUCUAUGGCGGAGGAGAAUCAAGAUCACACCCUCGAAUUGAAACCAAGAAGAAAACAACCACACUUUGUGCUAAUACACGGCAUGAGCUUAGGAUCAUGGUGCUGGUACAAAAUCAAGUGUCUCUUGGAAGUCUCUGGCUACACCGUCACUUGCAUCGACCUCAAAUCCUCAGGCAUAGAUCCUUCCUCUGCCGAUACUCUAACUUCCUUCGACCAAUACAACCAACCACUCGUCGACUUCCUCUCCUCCUUACCCGAACAAGAACAGGUGAUACUUGUGGGCCACAGUGCAGGAGGGCUUAGUGUAACGAGCUCGAUCCAGAGAUUCCCUAAGAAGAUCUGUCUGGCUGUUUAUAUCGCAGCCACAAUGCUCAAAUUCGGGUUUCAGACAGAUGAAGAUCUGAAAGAUGGAGUGCCUGAGCUAUCAGAACAUGGUGAUGUCUAUGAGCUCGGUUUCGGUUUAGGACCCGAGAAUCCUCCUACUAGUGCCCUUAUCAAACCUGAGUUCAGACGAAAGCUCCUUUACCACAUGACUCCUCAACAGGAGUGUGUAUUGGCUGCGUUAAUGAUGAGACCAGCUCCGCUUCUGGCGCUCACAACUGCGAAAAUGGAAGAGGCAAAAGGGCAGGAAGAGGAGGAGGAGCAGGUGCCGCGCGUGUACAUCAAGACAUUGCACGACCGGGUGAUGAAACCGGAGCAGCAGGAGGCGAUGAUGAAACGGUGGCCACCGAGACAAGCUUAUGAAGUGGAUAGUGACCAUUCACCUUUCUUUUCUAACCCUUUUGUUCUCUGCGGUUUACUCAUUAAAGCUGCCGUUUCUGUGGGUUCUAUCUAAAGCACAAAGGAUUAUGCGUGUGUUUUGUUGUUGUUGUAGUUGUGUGUGGUUGAUUAAAAACCCGGUUUAAGUGAUUGGUUUAUGGGCCUAGUGGAGAUGGUAUUUAAUAAUAAAAAAACAAAAUUGUUUAAUUUAUUUUAGUUUAUAA